UGUUUUGUCUUGUACUUCCGCGUCCGCUGUCAUGGCGGCCCCCUGCACGAUCUGAGUCGCAGAGAGACUCGAACCCCCUCUAGGGCAACACAGGAGCGAAGCCGCCGCGGCCAUGAUGCCCAAGAGCCUGCUGUCGUGGAACAAAAGGGUCUCGGCGGUUUACGCCUUUGGCAUGUGGACCUUGAUCGGUUCCUACGCGUUGCUCAAAUACACGGGUCGUAUUGAGGACACGCCUGUGAGAAAAGAAGAAGAAGAGGAGGUGGUACAAGAGCAGGAGGAUCCAAACCAAGUGGUCCUCCAGACGACUCACACCAAGACCCUCAUGGUGUACAAGAAGGACUUCGUCCCAUACACCUCAAGGAUCUCCAAGUUCAUCAGCUCUUUCAGCGGCGACCCUGGGACUGGAGGCAGUGACAAGUAGCUGCAUCAGUGCAAUGGACGAAGGACUGAACAUUUUCCUCUUGUUGAGAGUAAAUCUUUAUCACGCUUAAUCAACUUAUGCUUUUUAGCUUGAGAACAUUAUUGUAAUGUGUGAAGGAAAGCCCCACUGCGGCAUCUGUCCAAACUGCCAUUGUGUUUGGAUUUGACUUUAAAUACACAAGGAUCCAACACCACAGCAAAGUGCCGCCUCAACAUGUCUAACAGAAACGGGUCUGUUUAAAUAAUGUUGUAGUAUCAGGUAGGGCUGCAACUAAUUUUCAUAAUCGAUUAAUCUGUCGAUUAUUUUCUCGAUUAAUCGACUAGUUGUCGAUGAAAUGUCAUCAAAUGUUGAAAAAUAUCGAUUGUGUUUCCCAAACCCCAAGAUGAUGAUUUUUUUUGUCCACACACAGAAGAUACAACAUAUUUAUUUGCCCAAAAAAAUGAAUUGUCAUUGAGUGGGUUGCACAAUGUAGCCUGGUAUAAAAGUGGAAACCUUCAUUAUC
Messenger RNA from Scophthalmus maximus (turbot), 923 nucleotides. RefSeq names its product small integral membrane protein 26. The transcript has 2 exons. Lineage: Eukaryota; Metazoa; Chordata; Actinopteri; Pleuronectiformes; Scophthalmidae. Gene Ontology annotation, cellular component: mitochondrion. The coding region runs from base 113 to 421 and encodes 102 amino acids. The record is from RefSeq and is a predicted model, not a curated record.